GACCUGUAUGCAGCCAUCUUGCCAUCUUUUCAAAAAAUUUACAAACAAGAGCCCGAGUCUCUUCCUUUUAGGAUGCCUGUUAAUCCUGAUUUGCUCGGAAUUCCCGUAAGUUUCGAUUACUUUGAUAAGAUAAAAAAUCCCAUGGACCUGUCUACUAUAGAAAUGAAACUCAACAAUAGACAAUACACCGAUCCAUGGCAAUACAUUAAUGACGUAUAUCUGAUGUUUGAGAAUGCCUGGUGCUAUAACAAGAGAACUCACAGAGUCUAUAAGUACUGCACUAAGGUUAUUGAUGAGGUGAUGUUAAGUGUUAACUGUCUUGCAACUUUAGUCAUCUAUGAUUGUUAUAAUUUGUCAGUAAUUAUUUAUACCGUUAUUACAGUUUCUGAUAAUGCAUAUCUUGUUGGAAUGAACGCAUUUUCGUAUUCGCAUAUGCUGAUUAUGUAUUUAUAUUUGCUGCUGCUGCUGAAAAACAGGUAUGCUUACUGUGAGAAGUGCUUCAAUGACUUGCCCUCUCCUGUCAUCGACAUUGAUGAACCAACUCAACCUGGACUGAAAGUAAACAAAUCAGAAUUCACCAGGGAGAGGAAUGACAAAUUGGAAGGAGAGGCGUUUGUAACUUGUACUGUCUGCGACCGCAAGAUGCAUCAGAUAUGUGUGUCGCACUUUGAGCCCGUCACCACUAAAAUGUUUGUCUGCAAAAAUUGUCAGGCGAGUACAGGGAUGGGCACUGAUUUUGGCAUUGGAGAUAGGAAGAAGACUAACAAAUUCACAGCCAAGAAGUUGCCUAACACCAAACUGGGGACUUAUUUGGAGAACAGAGUGAAUCAGUUUCUUAAGAAAAAAGAUUCUGCAAGUGUCGAGGUCUCCAUAAGAGUUCUAUCGAGUUUUGACAAAUUUGCUGAGAUAAAGCAGGGAAUGAAAGAUCGUUUCAGCGACUGCCUGGUGGAUCCGCCACAGUAUCCUUACAGAGUCAAGGCUAUUUUCGCAUUUGCUGAGAUCGAUUCGGUCGACGUUUGUUUCUUCGGGAUGCAUGUUCAGGAGUAUGGAUCUGAGUGCCCGGAUCCUAAUUCUAGGAGAGUUUACAUAGCAUAUUUGGAUAGUGUAAACUUCUUCCAGCCACGACAGUAUAGAACCUCAGUUUACCAUGAAAUACUGCUUGGAUAUCUUGAAUACGCCAAAUCCCUUGGGUUCCUAACUGCUCAUAUCUGGGCCUGUCCGCCAAGUGAGGGUGAUGAUUAUAUUUUUCAUUGCCACCCGCCGGAACAAAAGAUACCGAAACCGAAAAGACUACAGGAGUGGUACAGGAAAAUGUUAGAUAAAGCAGUUGAGGAGAGAGUUAUUGUUGAGUAUAAGGACAUAAUACAAGAUGCGCAAGAUGGUCAGAUGCAAUGUCUUGCCGGUUUUCCUUACUUCGAAGGGGACUACCUGCCCAUGACCAUCGAAGAAGUUAUAAAG
Helobdella robusta is the source of this 1458-nucleotide messenger RNA. RefSeq lists its product as hypothetical. The record is from RefSeq and is a predicted model, not a curated record. The transcript has 10 exons. Gene Ontology annotation, biological process: positive regulation of transcription by RNA polymerase II. Gene Ontology annotation, cellular component: histone acetyltransferase complex; transcription regulator complex. Gene Ontology annotation, molecular function: chromatin DNA binding; protein binding; transcription coactivator activity. The annotation marks the transcript as partial. NCBI's taxonomy places the organism in Eukaryota, Metazoa, Annelida, Clitellata, Rhynchobdellida, Glossiphoniidae.